This is a messenger RNA of Vavraia culicis subsp. floridensis, 375 nucleotides long. RefSeq lists its product as uncharacterized. The record is from RefSeq and is a predicted model, not a curated record. Bases 1 to 375 code for a protein of 124 amino acids. The transcript has a single exon. Lineage: Eukaryota; Fungi; Microsporidia; Pleistophoridae.
AUGUCUAUCAAGAUAUUGCCAAUAAAAAGUUCUAUCGAUAAUAUUUCGACAGUCAAAAUGCACGAUAUUCGGUUUACGGAGCCAGAAAGACUGCCAAGUAAAUGUAAACGAGUUGAAUUGUAUUGUGUAUCGACGAGUGAAGAUGCCGAGAUAAUUCUAAAUUCGGGUUGUAAAGAGCUUUUGAUUUCUGAAUACGCUGUUGCGAUCAAUGCUCAGGACGUAGAGAAACUUGAUUUUUUAACCGUAAAAUUAUCGAUAACAGAAGAAAAAGGCAUCAAAUUCGUUGGUUUGAAUUUGUUAAAUACUUGUGCUUUUUUAAUACCUGUUAAAGAACGGAUUCAAUUAUAUCAUUAUUCACUAACUUGGAAGAGAUAG